GCAAUCCACCCUUCUCAGCCUCCCAGAGUGCUGGGAUUACAGGCGUGAGCCACUGCGCCCGGCCCAUUCGUUUUUAAGUGGUUUUAUGUCACGUGACUUUCGCGCCAAUGAAAUAAAAUAUAAAUAAAUAAAUAAGCAAGCUCACACCAGCGAGAAGAUAGAGGGUGGAUUUUAAGGCGGCAAGAGGUGAGGAAGGACGUCCAGUUGGGAAGCUACUGCAGCAGUCCGAGCGAGAGAUGGGGGUGCCUUAGAGUCUCACUCAGCUCACGCUGCUACAACAAAAUGCCACAGACUCGGUGGCUUCAAUAAAUAGCAAGCGUUUAUUUCUGACAGUUCUGGAGGCUGGAAGUCCAAGUUCGGGGCGUGGGCGUGGUUUGCUGCUGGUGAGGACUCUCUUCCUGGUUUGCAGACAGCUGCCCUCUAGCUGUGUCUCACUUGGAGGACAGAGAGAACAUCUCCUGUCCCUUUUUAUGGGGGCGCUAAUCCCAUCAUGGGGCUCCACUGUCACGACCUAAUGACCUUCCAAAGGCCCCACCUCCUUAUACCAUGACAUUGGGGAUUAAGGCUAUGAAUUUGGGGGAACACAAAUGUUCAUUCCGUAGCACUUAGCUAGGGUAGCACAGCGGGCGUGGAAACAGGUGGUGGGAUUUGAGGUCUGGUUUGGAGGUUGAACCCUCAGGGCUUGCUAGAGAGGGAAGAGAGUGCAGGACUCCCAGGUGCUGGGCUAACUGGGUGGAGAGUGGUUCCACCCCGACUAUAUCUUCCAAUUUAAAAACUUCGUGCAAGCACACACACACAUGUGUACACACACACAAACAUGAACCUCCCCUCCACAUGUACACACCCACAUAAUUCACACAAUGCACACAAAUGCACGCACAUGUAGACAGACCUGCGCAUGACAGAUACAUGCACGCCCAUGUGCAUGUACAACCUGCACAUGACAGAUACAUGCAUGCCCAUGUGUGUGCACACACACCUGCACAUGACAGAUACAUGCAUGCCCAUGUGCAUGUACACACCUGUGCAUGACAGAUACAUGCAUGCCCACGUGCACACAGACACCUGCACAUGACAGAUACAUGCAUGCCCAUGUGCACACAUACACCUGCACAUGACAGGUACAUGCAUGCCCAUGUGCACGUGCACACACCUGCACAUGACAGAUACAUGCAUGCCCAUGUGCACGCACACACACCUGCUCAUGAGAUACAUGCGUGCCCAUGUGCAUGCACACACCUGCACAUGACAGAUACAUGCAUGCCCACGUGCAUUCACACACACCUGCACAUGACAGAUACAUGCAUGCCCAUGUGCACACACACGCACAUGCACACAUGUACACAGACCACACACAGAUGCACUCCACAAACAUAUGCACACACCUGCUAACACACACAUGUACAUGUACAUGCCUGAACACACAUGCACACAGAUAUAAGGUACCUGCGCACAUGUACUUACAUGUAUGCACAUGUACACAUACCUGCACACACCUGAAUACACACACCCUUAUGCAAACAGCACACACAUAUGCCUACAGACUUGUGCACACACAUGAAUACACACAUGUGCACACACACGCAUACACACGUGUGCACACACACACACUCCUCACUCCACUCUUGUACUUUUCACUGCCCUUGUCGCCAUCUAAACACCACAUAUUAUUUUCUUAUUGAUUCGGUUUCUUGUCUCUCUCAACGCAUCCGAAUAGGCGCUCGCUCCAUACAAGCGGGGCCUCGGUGCCCCGGUUCACUGCUGUGUCCUUGGAACCCGCAGCGGUGCGUGGCACACGCAGGAAGUCCUCAGUCAGUGUCUGGUGACCGAGUCAACGCAGCCGCGGCCAAGAAGGGAAAGCUGGGGCCUCCCCUCUGCGAUCCACACCUGAGUCACAUUGUCAGAAGCGGCUGGAAAGUGUGAGAGACACUGCGUGAGUGAGAGUGAGCCGGCGGGGUGGCGGGGACAGGAAGGAGAGGAGGCGAGUGGGGAAGGGGGUGGGGCCCGGCCCGGCUCUAAAGGCGCCCGGGGCCCAGGGCGCCGUCCGCAGCCGCUCGGCCGGGAGCGUUGGGCAACUUGGGUUUCCUCUGCGGCGGCGGAAGGGACCGGGUGCCAGCCCUGUCCCCGGGCGCUUGGGGCCGCGUCUGUUCGGGCAUGGAGGAGACAGCCGUGCGGCCCUCGGUGUUCUCGGUGGAAGGACACACGGACAUCCCGUUCAGGAGGCUGGGACGAAGCCGCGGGGGGCGGCCCUGCAGCGCGGCCCGCGUGGGCCUGGGUCUCCUGCUCUUCGCCAUGGGGGCCGCGCUGGCCGUCCAGGGCUGGUUCCUGCUGCAGCUGCACUGGCGCCUGGCGGACACCGUGGGCCGCCUGCCGGACGGAGACUCAGGCUCCUGGGAGCAGCUGAUGCAAGAGCGGAGGGCCCACCGUGUCAACCCGGCAGCACACCUCACAGGGGCCAACUCCAGCCUGACGGGCAGCGGCGGCCCGCUGCUGUGGGAGACGCAGCUGGGCCUGGCCUUCCUCAGGGGCCUCCGCUACCGCGACGGGGCCCUGGUGACCACGGAGGCGGGCUACUACUACGUGUACUCCAAGGUGCAGCUGGGCGGCGUGGGCUGCCCCCCGGGGCUGGCCGGCGGCCUGCCCGUCACGCACGGCCUCUACAAGCGCACGCCGCGCUACCCCGAGGAGCUGGAGCUGCUGGUCAGCCGGCGGUCGCCCUGCGGGCGCGCGGCCAGCGCCCGCGUCUGGUGGGACAGCAGCUUCCUGGGCGGCGUGGUGCACCUGGAGGCCGGGGAGGAGGUGGUCGUCCGCGUGCCCGAGGAGCGCCUGGUGCGCCUGCGCGACGGCACGCGCUCCUACUUCGGGGCCUUCAUGGUGUGAGCGCGCGGGCGCGGGGGCGGCGCGCGGAGACCCCGGCCCCUGUCUCCGGGCCACGGGAGCCCCAGAGAAGCUGAGGUCUGGGAGGGCCCCCGGGGGAUCCAGAGCCCAGGAGGCCGAGAGCUCCGCGGGCACCUCGGGGGACCCAAGAACUCAGACACCCCGAGAGGCGGGAGACCCCCCGGACUGCAGACCCCGCCACGCACAGGACUCGACACGGAGCCCCGGGGACUUGGGGCCUGCAGGCCCCGCGCGGGGCAGAGCGGAUUUGCCUGAUAUUCAGGAAGCACGGGGGAGGGGUGGGUAUUUAUACUUUUGAUUCAGAGGAAAGAGGGACUUGGGCAUCCAGGGGACAGUCGCCGUCCCCGCCCUCACAAGCACGAGCAGGGACUCACGCGGGCGGAGAGCCGGUCCCGCCCCACCACAGUCAUGGUCAUACCCUCGGGUCCCUCCCACGGACUGGGGGCCACACCUCGGCCUGGCCACAGAACCUUAUGCUCGGAGACACGGGGCCCGGCGACAUGCUUCUAGCUGUCGAGCCACCAGCUCUCCGGGGUGCCAGGAGCGGCUUCCCGGCGUUUGCCCGCCCAUGUCCGUGGUGCAAAUGCCGCCACCGUGGCCGGUCUCUGGGCACCCGCAGACCGCCAGCCGGCUGGCUGUGUCCCCUCGUUGCUACGCAGACGCGGCACAAGGACACCACGAGCCCAGCGCUCGCAGACUGAGAGGGAGGAAGGAGGGAGGAGCGGCCGCACAGUCCAGCCUGUGGCAUCCCGCGGAAUCUGUCGCCUGGCCACCUGGCGUCCCUUGCGGCCCACAAUGACGGACUCACACAGGCAGAGCCUCGGACCCCGGCAUAAUCCCAUGGAAGUCCCAGCACUGCGGAACAGUCACGGCGUUGCCCGGCAACCGUCUACCACUCAGCCACAGGGCUGUCACCGUCACACUUGGCAACGCUCAUCCCAGCAGAUGCGGACACGCCCAUCACGGCCAGGCCCGGUGCCACACACGCCACAUCACAAUGAUAAACACGCGACCACGUCCCAUACACACACACACACACACACACACACACACACACACAGCCUCAGCGCUCCUCCCGGGCCAAGACGGACACGUCCUGGGGUUGGGACCAGACCUUGCUCGCCGCCCUGGGCCUCUUCACUGCUGGUCCCUGAAAUAAAUGGGGAACAACGGUC
Messenger RNA from Microcebus murinus (gray mouse lemur), 4073 nucleotides. RefSeq names its product TNF superfamily member 14 (gene TNFSF14). Gene Ontology annotation, molecular function: tumor necrosis factor receptor binding. Gene Ontology annotation, cellular component: membrane. Gene Ontology annotation, biological process: immune response. NCBI's taxonomy places the organism in Eukaryota, Metazoa, Chordata, Mammalia, Primates, Cheirogaleidae. The record is from RefSeq and is a predicted model, not a curated record.